UGCCUCAGUUAGUUUCAUGACAAGGUUGUACUGAAAUCAUAGCUAGCUACAGUUUCCUGAUCAUGAUGCGUCUCUCACUCGUUCAGCUAGCUGAGCUAAGAGAGUGUGUUUCCGUACCGGUGAAACGAAACACAUCACUCAUUAGCGGAGAGGCUUCUUGAAAGCAAACUUAGCUCUGUUCCACCACAACAACGCAAAGUGGCACAGAAUUAUCAGUCCCAAUAUAACAAGUAACAGACAAACUGCUGUUAGCUGUUCUCUGACUUCUCCAGUUCAAGUCGAGCCAUAGCAUUCCAUACAGUGUGUGCAUCAUGUCAAAAGCUGGUGCAGCUUAUCAAAAACCAGCCAAGAGCCAGAACACGCGGCAUCGUGGCACCAUCUCUAACCGCCUCAAAGAAAUUCACAUUGAUGAAGAGGUCAAGAUAGCAGUGAACCUCUCUGUGGAGAGGUUCCACUACAGUGAUGAGAAAGAGAUGGAAUUCCCCCCCUCCUUGACCAGUACUGAGAGGGCUUUCAUUCAUCGAAUGGCCCAAUCCCUGGGUUACAUUUCUAAGAGCAAAGGGAAGGGACCAAAUCGCUUCCUUACUAUCAGGAAAAAGGAUGGUUUAGACAAACCUCAGACUCCCAUGCUCCUCAGUCCCUCCCACAAUUCAUUAUAUUUCAUCCACAGCCUGCUUCAGAGAUUUCCCAUCAGCAAGAAGGAACGCAUGGAUCUGCAGCCCAACAACAAAAGUGGGAUGUGUAUGGCUAGAGUGGCAGACAACAGGUCAAGCUGGCACUUAAACAACAGCAUACUAAAGGUGCCUCAGAGGAGGGGUCCAUCAGAACUGGACAGCUUUCGACACUCCCUGCCUGUGUAUGAAUGCCAAGGGGAGAUCGUCCAGCUCAUCAGAGAAAACAGGGUGGUGCUGGUGGUGGGAGAGACUGGCUCUGGAAAAACUACACAGAUCCCACAGUUCCUGCUGGAUGAUUGCUGCAGGAAUAAUGAGCCCUGCAGGAUCCUCUGCACUCAGCCCAGACGUCUGGCUGUCAUUGCCGUGGCUGAGAGAGUGGCAGCUGAGAGAGGCGAGAGUGUGGGCCAGACUGUCGGCUAUCACAUCAGACUGGAGAGAAGGGUCUCCCCCACUACGCAGCUGACCUUUUGCACCAGUGGAGUGUUCCUCAGGACAUUGAUGGAUGGGGAUUCCAGCCUGACAUCUGUCACGCAUGUCAUUGUGGACGAGGUGCAUGAGCGUGAUGGUCUGACUGACUUCCUGCUCACUAAAAUGCGGGAUGUGCUUCAGAAGAUCCCCGCACUGAAGCUAAUCCUCUCCAGUGCAGCUCUGGAUAUAGACCUGUUCCAGACGUACUUUGGCUCCUGUCCCAUUAUCAACCUCAAAGGAAGACAGUUUGAAGUGAAGGAAGUCUUUCUGGAGGACAUUCUGAGGCUGACGGGCUUUAACAAUCAGGAUAUGCUGAAAUACAAAGAAGAGACACAGAAAGAGGAGAGUCAGCAGAAACGGUUGACGGAGUGGUGUAAGGCGGUGGAGAACAGUUCUGUUGAGGAAGAACAGAGGAACCCUGUGUCUGCCUCAGGCUUCCUCCAGGACAGCAGCUCCCUGGACAGAGGGGACAGCGCCUGCAAACAGCCGGUUGAGAGUGGCACCGAACAGUUGAAGCCAUGGCUGCUGAAAGAGAUGGACUCCUGCAUGUCCAACAUUUUCCUCAAUGAAGACCAGGAUGCUUUCAGUCAGCUCUUCAACCUCAUCCUCUAUGAGAAUGUUUACGUGGACUACAAGCACAGCGAGACAGGGUCCACUGCUCUGAUGGUGGCAGCAGGUCGAGGGUUCCUCACAGAGAUGGAGCAGCUGCUCAGCAUGGGGGCCAACAUCAACAUGAAGGCAUCCAAUGGAUGGACUGCCUUAGACUUUGCCAAACACUUCCAGCAGACUGAUGCUAUGGAUCUACUCCAAUCGUCCAUUCCUUUGGCAGUGGUGAGCAGUCUGGAUGAGUCUGCUCUGGUGCAGUGUGGCAGUGCAGAGCUGAGUACUGAAGAUCAGGAGCUGCUCAAACUAUACCACCACAGCUUUGACGAUGAGCGGGUGGACCUGGAUCUCAUCAUGGAUCUGCUGCACAACAUCUGCACCACCGCCGGUGAUGGUGCUGUCCUGAUUUUUCUUCCUGGAUAUGUUGAGAUAGUGGCGCUCAGGGACCGCAUCCUGUAUGAUGAUAAGAGAUUCUCCACCCGUUCUGAGAGGUACAAGGUGUUUACGCUACACUCAGACAUGCAGACUCUGGAUCAGAGGAAAGUGAUGAAGCCCACUCCAUCUGGUGUCAGGAAGAUAAUUCUUUCUACAAACAUUGCUGAGACGAGCAUCACUAUCAACGAUGUGGUCUUUGUCAUUGAUUCGGGAAAAGUCAAAGAGAAGUCCUUUGAUACUCUGAGUCAUGUGUCGAUGUUAAAGACGGUUUGGAUCUCGAAAGCCAGCGCUCUGCAAAGGAAGGGAAGAGCUGGGCGCUGCAGACCAGGGAUUUGCUUCCGCCUCUUCAGUAGACUCAGGUUCAACAGCAUGCUGGAGUUCCAGGUUCCACAGCUGCUGCGGAUGCCACUACAGGAACUGUGUCUGCAGACCAAACUGCUGGCUCCCUCCUCCUGUCCAGUAGCUGAGUUCUUGUCCAAAGCUCCACAGCCUCCUCCUACACAUGCCAUCAAGAAUGCUGUGCAGAUGCUAAAGACAAUAGAUGCUAUGGACCAGUAUGAAGGCCUGACUGAUCUGGGCUGCCACCUGGCUGAUCUGCCUGUGGAGCCCCACCUGGGCAAGAUGGUGCUGUGCGCUGUGGUGCUGAAGUGUCUGGACCCCAUUCUUACCAUUGCCUGUACCCUGGCCUAUCGUGACCCCUUCAUCCUUCCCGCCCAGGCCUCUCAAAAGAGAGCUGCUCUACACUGCCGCAAAGGUUUCGCUUCCAGCUCCUUCAGCGACCACAUGGCCCUACUGAGAGCAUUCCAGGCAUGGCAGAAGGCCCGCAGUGACAGAUGGGAGAGAUCCUUCUGUGAGAAGAACUUUCUGUCCCAGGCCACCAUGGACAUGAUACUUGGCAUGAGGACGCAGCUGUUGGGACAACUUCGCGCUAUUGGUUUUGUUCGGGCCCAUGGGGCCAGUGAUAUUCAGGAUGUGAACCUGAACUCUGGGAACUGGGCCGUGGUGAAGGCAGCCCUGGUGGCUGGCAUGUAUCCAAACCUGGUCCAUAUCGACCCAGAGACCUCCCUGCUCUUCAGCCACAAGCAGAGGAAGAUCCACUUCCAUCCUACGUCUGUCCUGAGCCAGUCCCAGGUCAAGGAGAACAGCCCAGCCUAUCCCACAGACUGGCUGAUCUACGAUGAGAUGGUCCGAGGCCACAGGAUGGCCAGUGUCCGCUGUUGCUCCAUGGUGACUCCCAUCACUGUGGCCAUAUUUGGAGGUUGUGCUAAACUACCCAGGUCUGCCCUGCAGGAACCUGCUGUACAGAAAGACAGUCCACUGGAUGGCAGUGACAGCGAGUCAGAGGACCUGGCUGAGUUGAGGAUUGAUGACUGGCUCGUUUUCCAGAUAGACAGAGAGGCUGCAGGACCGGUGUUUGAACUGAGGCAGAAGUGGCAAAAUUUGUUCAUCAAGAGGAUCCGUUCUCCUUCGAAGCCCUGGUCUGAACAAGACAAGGCCAUCAUCAGCACCCUGGCUUCUGUGCUUUCAGCAGAGGAGCAGCAAGCAGGCCUGCAGCACCCCGCAGGGAUUGGCCAGUGGCCCUCCUCCCUCCUCUCGUCAGAAGAUAGUCCCUGUGCUUCUGUGAAGAACUCCAAGAACAGCACCAACACCUCCAACAACAAGUCUUGUAGGAGUCCAGCAGCCUCAGGUCAGCUUGAGAUGAAAGCCAAUAGCAGAGAUGAGGCCUCACUGCCCAUAAGUCAGCUCUUUGAUGACCCUCACUUCUCCAGUAAUUCCUCCUUCUCUGUGACCUCAGACAUUCCCCCUGAAGCCCCUGUCCCUCCUCCUCUGGAAAGCACUACCAGACUGCACACACCAGUCUAAGGCAAGGUGGCAGGACAACGGAAGAGGGAUGAUUCAUUCCAAAGCAAAAGUUCAACUUCUUCGUCUUCUCUUGUUUCUUAACGUUGUCUAGUUCUAGUUCAAUUUUUUUUUUUGUCAUUCAAAUUUUUAUUUGUUUUAACAUAAUAUCUUUACAAACAUUUUCAAACAUUACAAAUUAUUAGUCUGAGUUUAAACCACUCCACAAGUUCUGGUUUAUUUAUGGUUUAUUUGUACUUAUGUGUAUGAUGUGUGUAUUUUUGCUGUUUAAUACAGCCCAGCCUAUCCCACAGACUGGCUGAUCUACGAUGAGAUGGUCCAAGGCCACAAGGCCACAGGAUGGUCAGUGUCCGCUGUUGCUCUGGUUUAUUAAAACCGGUUACUAUUAGCCAGAGCUCUGCUUUGGUGAGGCCUGGUGGCAUUAUAGUUCUAGUUCAAUUUUUGACUUUUGAGUUGUCUGCAUUGCUGUGUUAAUGGCAUUACAAAAAUAAAUAGU
Molecule: messenger RNA, 4536 nt
Organism: Chelmon rostratus (copperband butterflyfish)
Lineage: Eukaryota; Metazoa; Chordata; Actinopteri; Chaetodontiformes; Chaetodontidae
Product: 3'-5' RNA helicase YTHDC2-like
Exons: 30
Coding region: 312-4043 (1243 amino acids)
Cellular component (GO): intracellular anatomical structure
Molecular function (GO): RNA binding; ATP binding; protein binding
Source: RefSeq, a predicted model, not a curated record